Messenger RNA from Ochotona curzoniae (black-lipped pika), 3537 nucleotides. RefSeq names its product solute carrier family 1 member 2 (gene SLC1A2). Bases 72 to 1796 code for a protein of 574 amino acids. The record is from RefSeq and is a predicted model, not a curated record. The transcript has 11 exons. Gene Ontology annotation, molecular function: glutamate:sodium symporter activity; neutral L-amino acid transmembrane transporter activity; L-glutamate transmembrane transporter activity. Gene Ontology annotation, cellular component: plasma membrane. Gene Ontology annotation, biological process: L-glutamate transmembrane transport. Lineage: Eukaryota; Metazoa; Chordata; Mammalia; Lagomorpha; Ochotonidae.
CCCAACGCGCGCUCUCUCGCUCGUCCGCCGGGGCCGGACAGUGCCGAAGAGGAGGGGGCGUUCCCCAGACCAUGGCGGCUUCCGAAGGUGCCAACAAUAUGCCCAAGCAGGUGGAAGUGCGAAUGCAUGACAGCCACCUCAGCUCAGAGGAGCCUAAGCCCCGGAAUCUGGGCCUGCGCUUGUGUGACAAGCUGGGGAAGAAUCUCCUGCUCACACUGACGGUGUUUGGUGUCAUUCUGGGGGCAGUCUGUGGAGGGCUGCUUCGCCUGGCCUCUCCCCUCCACCCUGAUGUGGUGAUGUUAAUAGCCUUCCCAGGGGAUAUCCUCAUGAGGAUGCUGAAGAUGCUCAUUCUCCCUCUCAUCAUCUCCAGCUUAAUCACAGGUUUGUCAGGGCUGGAUGCAAAAGCGAGUGGUCGAUUAGGCACCAGAGCCAUGGUGUACUACAUGUCCACGACCAUCAUUGCUGCAGUACUGGGGGUCAUCCUGGUCUUGGCUAUUCACCCUGGCAACCCCAAACUCAAGAAGCAGCUAGGCCCUGGGAAGAAGAACGAUGAAGUUUCCAGCCUGGAUGCCUUCCUAGACCUUAUUCGAAAUCUCUUCCCUGAAAAUCUUGUCCAAGCCUGUUUUCAACAGAUUCAGACAGUGACAAAGAAGGUCCUGGCGACUCCUCCAUCAGACGAAGAGGCCAACACAACCAACUCAGUCAUCUCCCUGUUGAAUGAGACUGUGACAGAGGCACCUGAAGAAACCAAGAUGGUUAUCAAGAAAGGCCUGGAGUUCAAGGACGGGAUGAAUGUCUUAGGUCUGAUAGGGUUUUUCAUUGCUUUUGGUAUUGCCAUGGGGAAGAUGGGAGAGCAGGCCAAGCUGAUGGUGGAUUUCUUCAAUAUUUUGAAUGAGAUCGUCAUGAAGUUAGUGAUCAUGAUCAUGUGGUACUCUCCCCUGGGUAUCGCGUGCCUAAUCUGUGGGAAGAUCAUUGCAAUAAAGGACUUGGAAGUGGUUGCUAGGCAAUUGGGGAUGUACAUGAUAACAGUGAUUGUGGGCCUCAUCAUCCAUGGCGGCAUCUUCCUCCCUUUAAUUUACUUUGUAGUGACCAGGAAAAACCCUUUCUCUUUUUUUGCUGGCAUUUUUCAAGCAUGGAUCACUGCCCUGGGUACUGCUUCCAGUGCUGGAACAUUGCCUGUCACCUUCCGUUGCCUGGAAGAAAACCUUGGGAUUGACAAGCGUGUGACCAGAUUUGUCCUCCCUGUUGGAGCAACCAUUAACAUGGAUGGUACAGCCCUUUAUGAAGCAGUAGCUGCCAUCUUCAUUGCCCAAAUGAAUGGAGUUGUUCUAGAUGGAGGUCAGAUUGUGACUGUAAGCCUCACAGCUACCCUGGCAAGUGUUGGUGCAGCCAGUAUCCCCAGUGCUGGCCUGGUCACCAUGCUCCUGAUUUUGACUGCUGUGGGCCUGCCAACAGAAGACAUCAGCCUGCUGGUGGCUGUGGACUGGCUGCUGGAUAGGAUGAGAACAUCAGUGAAUGUUGUGGGUGAUUCUUUUGGGGCUGGGAUUGUCUACCAUCUCUCCAAGUCUGAGUUGGAUUCCAUCGACUCUCAACACCAAGUGCAUGAAGAUAUUGAAAUGACCAAGACUCAGUCCAUGUAUGACGAUAUGAAGAACCACAGAGAAAGCAACUCUAAUCAGUGUGUUUAUGCUGCACACAACUCAGUCAUAGUAGAUGAGUGCAAGGUAACUCUGGCAGCCAACGGAAAGUCAGCUGACUGCAGUGUUGAGGAAGAGCCUUGGAAACAUGAAAAAUAAGGAUAUGACUCUCAGCAAAUUGUUGAAUAAACUCCCCAGCAUGUCAUAUGGUAAAAGGUGACGUAAACAAGCUUUGUUGAAAAUGGAAAAAAAAAAAUACAUCUAUUUGUUGACUUAAUCUGUUAGCUGAGGCUUAGAGGAGCUGCUGAGUCAGUGAUGAAAGGCACGGUGCUGUGUCUUUGCCAAAUAACGCUUCAUAAUCAUCUAAUUCUCUCACUUGUGUUAUUGGUUGGAUGGAUGCUGCUGCAGGAAUUGCUUUCGAUUGAAGACACUUUCUAGUUUAGCACAAUUGUGGAGACUGUGUUCCUGAAGGACACAGCUAACACAGUGUGGCACAUUCCAGGGACUCAGGAUGAUGAAUAACUCACAGUGUGUUUUCUUCAAGUAUUCUUUCUGUCUUACCAUUUAAUGCACAAGCAAUUUUGUUGGAAACUUCUAGACGUAACUCCCCUUAAAUGUUUUGUAGAGUUUACCCAUGGGUCAGUUAAACCCAAGUAUCUUUCUUAGAGAACUCUGCCAAUUUCUUUUCUAUGAACUCUUUAAGCCCAAGGUCUCAAAAAGAGUCUUAGGGAGGUUCCAUGCUAUUAAAGGUUGUUGAAUAUGGGACCCUCUGCAUUUUGACCUAUCUUACCUAGCCUGUGUGAACAAUGGUUUAAAUGUCAAAGUGUGUCCAAAAAUUCACUCUAAAUUUGAUAAUACGUUAAGUAGGAUUUUACCUAAUAUAUAUACACACACAUACACACAGAAAUAGUAAGGGAGCAUAAUCAAUCCAGUUUUUAAAUAGAUUUAAAUAUUCAAAUUUGGUUAAACUUGGUUCACAUUCACUUGGGCAUAGUGAAGUCAAAUGAUAUUCUCUAACCCAUACUUUUCUUUGUUUCACCAUAAGAUCCUUAUUUAGGUGUCUAACCAAAAAAUAAUAAUUUUCUUAAUUUCUAAAUUAUUGCAUCCUCCUUCUCAUCAACGUGGAAAUCCUGAGUGCUUUACCCUCCUCAUCCAUUCAGCCUGCUUGCUUUGGCUAUGCUUCUUAAUUCCAUCUCUUGGUAAAAAAAGUAGAACUUAAUCAGAAAAAGAGUCAGUCUUUCUCCUCAGUCUCCUCUGUGGAAAGGAAUAGCAAACAACAUGUGUGCAAAAUGCUUUAUAGAUGACAUUCUUGGAUCAGGGUCCAGGCUGCCUACAACCAUGAAUUAGGAACAAAAGAUGGCUCUACAGGACUUCACAGAUGGAAUGUUUCUCAAGGCCACGUGGUUUUGAAUGGAUAAAUGAGACAAUUGGCAUAGCACAGUGUCUUCCGUAUGGUAGACAGCCAGGGAACCCUUAGUGAUUGGUUAUGCAAAUGUGGUUUUUUAAAGUCUUGGCUAAUAUUUUCCUUUUGAAUGCACUAGAGUAUUUGCUAAGGAUACCAGGUUUAAGUGUUGGAUUGUCACUUGAAACAUUGAGAAAUAAAGCACAGCUGACUCUAAGCACUAUGUGGAAUCUUGGUCCACAUAUUGGACCAGGGUAUGUCAUCUGAGGCUAGUAGAAGGAUGUUGGGAUAUUCAUAAACACCUAUAGAAUCCAUGUUCUUUCUAAAGAUAGUUGUUGACAGACAUCACUAUUGUUUGUCAGCCUCUCCUUGUGUCUCCCCUCUCCCAAAUCAGGUGCUUUUGAAAUACACAAGAUAUGAGAUAACAUUUUCUUUUGUCUGUUAAGCCCAUCUGCUUUUUGAUAUAGAUCUCUACUGAACAGUAUUAAGCAGCUUUUU